AAGGCCUCUGUCGUUGCCGAUUUCUUUUUGCUUUCAUUUGAAUACCUUCUCCUGAGAUUGAUUCGAUUCCUGUUGUAACUGAAGGUUUGUUGGAAAAUAACUGUUCAUUAAAUUCUCGAUCCGAUUUAAGAACCCCGGUGUCGCUGAUUUGAACUAAAUGUGUCUCGUGCUCUCGGUUCUUGUAAAGAUCUUAGUUUUCUUGGUUUAUAUCUCGCUGAUUUGAACUGAAGUUAAUUUGCUUAUUGGUGAAAUUUUGUCAAUACGUUUGAAGGCCUGAAGCUGAGACGACAUUAGUGAAGUAGCUGAUAUACAUGAUUUAUCCCCAGUCAAUCACUUGAUGGGCCAAGGUUCUGCAUAUACUGAGUGAGUGGGGCAUCCCUUAUGGAAGUUAUUAAUGAUCGAUAAAUAUAGUGAAAAGAGAUUCGUUACUAGAAGUGUCAUGCCUUCAGGUGACAAACAUCAUCCUCUUUUUGUUAAGAAAGUGGCUUUAAGGGAGUUGCCUAAUGAAUCUAGGAAUAUUAACAAGCCACCUAUAAAGUCUCUUCCCAAAGAGUCUGUGAAGCAACUCACCCCCGAUUCUAGGAAGGUGGCUGGGAUUAAGAGGCAGCAACCUGAUGCUCCACCCAGUCCUUCCAGUUAUCAGCCCCAAGGGAAAAUUUCUCCACUUGCAAAUAUUGUUUAUACUCGUAGAAAGCUCGAAACAGAACAAGGCAAGAUGGGUGAUUUUGUCAAUAUCAAUCAUGCUGAAUCUCCAGAAUCAAGGAAGCUUAGCAACAACUGCACAAAAAUACCAAAUAUGCCGAAAAAUUUGAUUCAGGAAGCUAAGGCGAGUUAUCCAUCACAUGUUUCUGAUGCAGUUACUUCCUUGGCUGCCUCAUCUGUGGGACUAUCAUUUCCCCAUGUUCAUGGGAAACCCAUCUCUAGAUUAACAGGUCCAGAACCACUAGAUUCAGUGUCUGCUGCUGGGUGUUCUUUCACUGCUGACCCUCACAAAGUGAAUAAUGAAGGUUGGAAAGACAGGUUCCUUAGGCUGCAGACGUUCCUAAAGACCUGUGAUCAGGCAAACCAGGAAGAUUAUAUACAAAUGCUUCGAUCUCUAUCUGCCGUUGGCCGAAGUAGGCAUGCUGUGGAACUGGAGAAAAGAGCAAUACAUCUGUUGUUGGAGGAAGGCAAGGAGUUGCAACGUAUGAAAGUUCUUAAUGUUUUGGGUACACCUUCAAAUGAUCAUGCAUCCACUCCAAGUCAGGCACCCUUUUCUCUUGCAAGCAGAGCUCCAGAGUCAUAAAUACUUCCUUGUUAGAGUGUGUAAGAGAACAUAUUGUUUUAAGGAAUUUUUGUACUUGUUUUCUGCUUUAGUUUAGAUUAACUUAAUUCACGUGUCUCUCAGGAGUAACAUGUAAAGGUUUAUUAUUAUCGGAUGAUGUUUUAUUUGUAUGAUCUUUAAAUGAACAAGUUAUUGGUUGCCAAAAUCAGCAAUCUGUGCCUGAUGAUGCACCCACCAUGUUUUUAGGUUA
This is a messenger RNA of Musa acuminata subsp. malaccensis (wild Malaysian banana), 1514 nucleotides long. The record is from RefSeq and is a predicted model, not a curated record. Lineage: Eukaryota; Viridiplantae; Streptophyta; Magnoliopsida; Zingiberales; Musaceae.